AUGAAGCCGGGUAACACCAAGGCCGCUAAGCCUGUCGGUGUGAAGCUACCAACUGCCGCCAAGCCCGGGGUGCCGGGUCCGGCUGGCGGACCAGCCGUGGCACCAAAGUCAGGGCCCCAAGACGUCUCCCCGGCGAUUGGAGAUGCAGCAGCUUCCUUACCGGCAGAGCUAGGCAUCGAGCUGCCGGCAGUCUCCAAGGCAUUGUCCCCGAAGCCGGGACUGCCGAAGCCUGGAUUGCAGAAACCAGGGCUGCUAAAGUCUUCGUUACCAAAGCCGGGACUGCUGAAGUCUACGCUCCCGAAACCCGAGGCUCAGGUCAUCCAAACGGAAGGCGCACAGACCGAGUCGUCCAACACGCCGGCGAAAUCGUCGCCCAAGCUUCCCGCUCCCUCGCCGGAUGCAGCCACCAAGCAGUUGCCGGCUAAGAAGCCUUUGCCACCCAAGCCCAUGGCCUUGGGCUCAGCUUCUCAGACGUCGGAGGAGUCCGCACCGCCCAAGGUAGCAGUCCCUCAGGUGCCUCCCCCUUCUGUGGCCUCGGAGGUUCCGGGUCCGGAGGUUACGGCCACGCGCAAGUCGAUCCACGUUAUCACGCCCAAGGCGGGUAUGCUACCACAGUCAGCCCCGCCGGUGCCGGGCGGUCUGUUCACGUCGCAGGGCGUCAAGAGCACGCCCAAGCACGAAGCGUCCAAGUUGGGCGCCGCCAAAUCCUUCUUCCUGGGCGGCUCUUCGCCAUCGGGCAGCGUGUCCCAAGGUGCGUUACUGAGCCCGAGAAACUCUCUCGGCCGUGCUUCCAGUGGCAAGCUGGGUAUUGAGCUGACCCGCAAGUCCUCCAUUCGAUCAAAUACCGGUCUUAGCGACUCCGAAUCCGGACCUGGGAACAGACUUCACGGAGUCAUUCGACAUGUCCACAGAGAAAUCAACAACGCCUCACAAAACAACCCUAGCUAA
This is a messenger RNA of Gregarina niphandrodes, 948 nucleotides long. RefSeq lists its product as hypothetical. The record is from RefSeq and is a predicted model, not a curated record. The transcript is spliced from 2 exons. The coding region runs from base 1 to 948 and encodes 315 amino acids. NCBI's taxonomy places the organism in Eukaryota, Apicomplexa, Conoidasida, Eugregarinorida, Gregarinidae.